Messenger RNA from Pieris napi, 948 nucleotides. RefSeq lists its product as uncharacterized. NCBI's taxonomy places the organism in Eukaryota, Metazoa, Arthropoda, Insecta, Lepidoptera, Pieridae. The coding region runs from base 123 to 941 and encodes 272 amino acids. The transcript is spliced from 4 exons. The record is from RefSeq and is a predicted model, not a curated record.
UUAUGAAUGGACAGUAAAGUUUUAAACACAUUUAGCUUGAUUAGAAAACAUCUUAUAAAGUUUAUUAGCUUAGUUGUGUGUUACAAAACAGGAUAUUGACGCAUAUUUAUGACAUAGAAGAAAUGGAGAUGGUCGGCAAGAUUAACGGAAAUGAAUUUACUUGCAAUAAUUCAUUUAUUAAUGAAUAUCUUAAAUUUCUUAAUAAUAUCCCGAAGACACCUGAUAUUUUAAUUUCUUCACAAGAUUCAGAAACUCAAGAAAGUGUUAAUAAUAUAAUAGAUCUUGAACCAGAUUAUAAAUUAGAUAACAACAAAAAUAUUAAAUUAAAUUUACCUAAAUAUGAGAAUAUAGAAAUAAAUACUCAAGAAAUUGUUAACAAUAUAUUAGAUCUUGAAGCAGAUUAUAAAUUAGAUAACAACAAAAAUAUUGAAUUAAAGUUACCUAUACAUCCAAUAUUAAAUACAGAAAUUCGGGGUACUUUAAAAGAAACAAAAAAACGGGUUUUGGAGAAUUUUGAAUCAUCUCUUGACGACUUGCCAUUGAGUGAAUUGUCGGCCAUUUUGAGAAAUGAGGAAACUUAUUCUGUGGAAGGUUUAAAUUUUGAGUUUAUCACCGAAGAGGAAGCUAAAAUGAAGGGAUUAUAUUAUUUAAAUGAUCCAAUAACCAUUAUGGAAGGAUAUUUCCCGCCCCCCAAAAAAGUUAAAAAACACAAAAUUCCAACUGGCAAUGAUUAUUUGGAAUUAUUCCAACAUUACCCAUCAUGCUCAAUGGACACGAAUAAAUCCACUCGGCCUAGUGUGAGAAUGGAUCGAUAUGGUAUCGGAUGCGAUAUCGAUAUGUCAGUGUCAGAUGACGUUUCUCUUGAAAUAAGGGGGGAAGCAGCUGAUAGUUACAAGAAAAUAAUUAAUUUAUACCCUCAAGAAAAUAUGAAGCGUCCGUAAAAGAAAC